AGAGUGUGGUCAGGCGGCUCGGACUGAGCAGGACUUUCCUUAUCCCAGUUGAUUGUGCAGAAUACACUGCCUGUCGCUUGUCUUCUAUUCACCAUGGCUUCUUCUGAUAUCCAGGUGAAAGAACUGGAGAAGCGUGCCUCAGGCCAGGCUUUUGAGCUGAUUCUCAGCCCUCGGUCAAAAGAAUCUGUUCCAGAAUUCCCCCUUUCCCCUCCAAAGAAGAAGGAUCUUUCCCUGGAGGAAAUUCAGAAGAAAUUAGAAGCUGCAGAAGAAAGACGCAAGUCCCAUGAAGCUGAGGUCUUGAAGCAGCUGGCUGAGAAACGAGAGCACGAGAAAGAAGUGCUUCAGAAGGCAAUAGAAGAGAACAACAACUUCAGUAAAAUGGCAGAAGAGAAACUGACCCACAAAAUGGAAGCUAAUAAAGAGAACCGAGAGGCACAAAUGGCUGCCAAACUGGAACGUUUGCGAGAGAAGAUGUACUUCUGGACUCACGGGCCUGGGGCCCACCCAGCACAGAUCUCUGCUGAGCAAUCUUGUCUCCACUCUGUUCCUGCCCUUUGCCCAGCCCUGGGCCUCCAAUCUGCAUUGAUUACCUGGUCUGAUCUCUCUCACCAUCACUAGGUACUUAAUAAAUAUUUGCUGUUGAUGAUAGCAAUGACCUUGAGACUGAUGAACAGUCUGGCCAAGAGGAUCCUUGAUGUGGAAGAUAGAAAAAGCCUUUGGGGUCAGGCAGACUUGGAUUCUAAUACCAGCCAGUUCUGCUUGCUGUGUCUGAGCCUCAGUUUACUCAUCUGUGAAGAGGAGGUAGCAAGAAUGAAAAUGCCUGCCUUGUGGUUUGUUGUAAGGACAGACACUGCCAACGUAGAGGGCCCAGCAGCUCACAGACCAGUUGCUCUGAGAGCAGACCACUCUUGCCUUGAUGGUAGGGAACUAUUUUUGUGCGUGGCAAGUGGGACCUUAGGAAGGAAGGCAACUGUGAGGCUUCUGAGAAGGACCCUACACAAGGGAGUUUCCUCCCAGGGCAGGUGAAUGGAGAGGGUGGCAGAAGCCUACGGGAAGGGGUCACAGGGAUCAGCUAGAGAGUGCCACCACCCUUCCUGGGGAAUGCAGGGCAAGGUCCCUGGUGGGAGUUUUCCUGGGAAGCCAAAGAAGCGCCCAACAAAGACAGAAUCAACAUUUGGGUACCUUUGGUACCCAGAGGCAGCAAUGCCAACUACAACCACACUGGAAGAAGAAGACCUUCUCCGCAUAGAUUCUCUGAUCUCUUCCUCCUUCAUGGCACCAGCCCUGGGGAACCAGCAUGGUGGGGAAAUAAUGAAGCUGGAAUACAACCACUUACAGACUUCACAACCUCCUCCUGUAGAUACCAAAGGGAUUUUAGGAUCACAUUUUAUUUCUCACCUGAGCAAGAAAAGCUACAGGAGCAUCUCAAGCAGAGGGCAGGAGUCUCCAGAGGAGUUCAAGGGGCUCUGGCAAGAAAAAUCAAGGGGCUGUGUUCAAGAACUGGCUCCCUUGGUGAUUGUAUUACGAAGCCCAUGUGUGCUGGAUGCUGAUGAAAUUGCUGCCAAAUGCCUGUGCAGCCUUGGCAAGGCCCUUUAUUUCUCUGGGUCUCCAUUUCUCUCUCUCUUUUUUUUUUUUUUUUUUUUUUGAGGCAGAGUCUCACUCUGUCGCCCAGGCUGGAGGGCAGUGGCGUGAUCUCGGCUCACUGCAAGCCCCACCUUCUGAGUUCACGCCAUUCUACUGCCUCAGCCUCCCGAGUAGCUGGGACUACAGGCGCCCACCACCACGCCCGGCUUAUUUUUUGUAUUUUUAGUAGAGACGGGGUUUCACCGCAUUAGCCAAGAUGGUCUCGAUCUCCUGACCUCGUGAUUCACCCACCUCAGCCUCCCAAAGUGCUGGGAUUACAGGCAUGAGCCACUGCGCCCGGCCUGGGUCUCCGUUUCUCUAGCUGUGAAAUGACUGUUCUAAAAGAGCCCUGCCGGACUUUGGCAGUCUGUAAGAAGACCUGAGUUCUUCUCUCAGUUCCAAGCAGGAAAAUUGAACAUACCCUGAGCCCAGAGCCUGCAACAAACUCUGGGCAGCCUCAGGAAGUCAGGCAGUGAAGUCGGAAAAAUGAUCUCUUCUGUAUAGGGAGAAAAUAAAAGUUUAAAAAUUUGUAGUUUGAA
This is a messenger RNA of Homo sapiens (human), 2162 nucleotides long. It is a transcript of the gene STMN1, whose product is annotated as stathmin 1. The record is from RefSeq and is marked reviewed. The transcript is spliced from 5 exons. Gene Ontology annotation, biological process: regulation of microtubule polymerization or depolymerization. Lineage: Eukaryota; Metazoa; Chordata; Mammalia; Primates; Hominidae. Bases 94 to 618 code for a protein of 174 amino acids. Gene Ontology annotation, cellular component: cytoplasm; cytosol; membrane.